UCGCUGUAGGUCUUGGGCGGCGCUCGUUAUUAACUCGCGGACAAAGAGAGAGAGAGAGAGAGAGAGAGAUGGAAGAAUCGUACGACUGCUACACACUUACUUACUUACCGAGUUUGUUUCUUACAUAUACGUCGCACGGCGCACGAGGAGCACGCACGCACGCGAAGUCUUGGGAGAGAUGGAAAACUGGGCCCGAUGUGGAAUAUACUGCAUAGUAGGGGGGACCCGAUCCAGUCGCCGACUUGACAUCAAACGGUUAACAGGUGCCCCGUGCACGGCGAACUUGUACAUUGUUUACUUCCGUGUUCGUUGAACCGAGUGCUGCUGCGCUCUUAACUGUUUCAUCGAUUGACUUUUCGUCGAGCUUCACUGCACGCGCGAAGUAGUCAGUUUUCGGUCUAAUUCCAACAUACAGACGCACGGCUCAGGGUGAUUUCGAAUGAACGAUCUCCGUGCGUAAUUUCUUUGCUUUAAGUCGAGGAAAACGGCUCCGAAACGUCAGUGCGCGCACGACAUACCUCACUGAAUAAAUCAUGCCUAUGAUUGAUCUCAUACCUGCUUGGCGUGAAAGACGGAAGUGCCAGUAACCACGAAUAAUCCAUUUGGAAAUACUUCGUCUGCGAUCACAAUGAGUAGAAGAUAAGAGUGAGAAGCGAAAACGGCCAGCAAAAUGCAACAAAAGUGGCCGUUUGAGGAUGCAUCACCCUCUGAUAAUGUUCUCUGUCGUCGGUGUUUUUCUCAUUCUCUUGUGCUUUGUUUGUGCUUCUGUUGCGAACGACCCGGAGGACUUGCGAGUGAAACGACUGAUCCACGAUUGGGCACCUAUGGUAUGGUUAGCACCAGGCGAGCGCUUUCUACCACUUGGUGUACCUGAAUUCUUGGCCAACGUGGAAUCCGAUGACAAUUAUCUUCGCACACGUCUCAGUUUGCAGUUGCUGCUACAGAAUCGCUCGUCCUUCUUACACGGACGUAAGCCGGCCGGCGAUGUACCUAUUUAUGCCUUAGUCAAGAAUUGCCUGCACGACGACUUUGAUAGACCUGCUACUGGUGCUGCGGCUAACCCUAAUGUGCUUGUCGACGAUUUUGUUAACCCCAUUGAAACUAAUAAUGUGCCUGGUAGCAGUGCUGAGUUCCUGGACUCGUUGCCACCACCAAUAGCCAUGGCACGGGGAUUCUCACGCAACCGUUUCAGCCAAGACGUGAAUAUGCAAACUUCGCUAAAACUCGAUGCACAUAAACGGAAGAAGCUCAAGUUGCAGGCGUUGCGAGCACAGCCACCAUUGCAUUUCCACGUGACCUACUGGAUGUUCUAUCCGUUCAGUGAAGGCAAAGCCGUGUGCGUUUUGGAUCUUGGCUUUUUAGGUAGUUGGCCUAUACCGAAUAUUGGCGGAAUGUGUCUUGGCAAGCAAAAGGAAUAUGGUAGUCACGUUGGUGAUUGGGAACACGUCAGUUUGUAUUUUAAGGGCAAGGAUCAUCCGGCAGCGAUGUACGUAUCAGCCCACGAUGCAGGCGCAUUCUAUCGCUACGAGUCACGCAGCAACACCUUCGUCUACGAGUCGCAAGAGACGCGUAAAGGUAUCUUUCAGAAGCCCAUUUUCCCGGAGCGAGUGCACACGUCCGAAGGUUCGCAUCCCGUGCUGUUCAGCGCGCGUGGCUCGCACGGGCUAUGGACGGCACCAGGUAAACACAAAUUCGUACGGUUACCAAGGCUGUACGACGAGAGCGGUUUCGGCACGCCAUGGCCAACUUGGCGAAAAGUCGAGAUGCUAUCCGAUGAGAGCGCGCUGCCGACUUGGAUGACGUUUACCGGCAAGUGGGGCAAUAAGAAGAGCAAUUGUCAUCCUCUUGCCAAACUUGGUAUUAAUAUCUGUGAGUUUGUCGACGGACCUACGGGCAUUCCUACAAAAAAGAUGAAUUUCCGAUGCUGAGUGCGUGACUACGUGUUAAUGGGAAUUUUAUUGUUUAUUUAUUGUAGCUGAAAUUGAGAGGACGCGAAACGUCGGGAUUUCCUUACGUACUGUCGAUGAAUGGAGUUCCGACCUUUGGUAAAAUGUCAAAAAAGUAUAUUCUUUGCAGCCCAUUUAAUGUAAUCUGUUUGCCAUAUAUCGAUAUUCGAUCCUACAAUCUGAUUA
Messenger RNA from Phymastichus coffea, 2132 nucleotides. RefSeq lists its product as uncharacterized. The transcript has 5 exons. The record is from RefSeq and is a predicted model, not a curated record. NCBI's taxonomy places the organism in Eukaryota, Metazoa, Arthropoda, Insecta, Hymenoptera, Eulophidae. Bases 696 to 1928 code for a protein of 410 amino acids.